Alnus glutinosa is the source of this 3111-nucleotide messenger RNA. RefSeq names its product probable LRR receptor-like serine/threonine-protein kinase At3g47570. Gene Ontology annotation, molecular function: ATP binding; protein kinase activity; protein binding. The record is from RefSeq and is a predicted model, not a curated record. Bases 1 to 3111 code for a protein of 1036 amino acids. The transcript has 3 exons. Gene Ontology annotation, biological process: protein phosphorylation. NCBI's taxonomy places the organism in Eukaryota, Viridiplantae, Streptophyta, Magnoliopsida, Fagales, Betulaceae.
AUGGGGAUUCUCACCUUGAGUUACGCUGUCUCUUGGUCGGCCUUUUGCAUACUAGCAGUUGUUUCGGUCUUGUGUUUUGGUUCGACCACCUAUGGCAUUGGCGGGAAUGAGACAGACCGACUUGCCUUGCUUGAAUUCAAGGCCAAAAUAGUCGAUGAUCCUUUCAUGGUUUUGAGCUCAUGGAAUGAAACCACCCACUUUUGCCAGUGGCGUGGUGUUACAUGUGGUCGCCGGCACCGGAGGGUCACGAUGUUGCGCCUGCCAUCUCAGAAACUCGUGGGAUCUAUAUCGGCUUUCAUUGGAAAUCUGAGCUUUCUAAGGUAUCUAUAUCUCUACAACAAUAGCUUCAGUCACGAAAUCCCACCAGAAAUAGGCCGUUUGCAUAGAUUAGAGAUACUACAUUUGAACAAUAAUUCAGUCGGCGGCAGAAUUCCUACAAAUGUAUCGGGGUGCUCUAACCUCAAAGUUAUCAAACUUCAUUUUAAUCAGCUGGCUGGGGAAAUUCCUAUUGAGGUUGGCUCCUUGUCAAAGCUCAAAACGUUUGCUGUCGCCCGCAACCUACUUACAGGAAGUAUCCCCCCAUCUCUUGGCAACUUAUCGUCACUCGAAGUACUUUAUUUAUCCUUCAAUAAUCUAGGUGGGAGUAUUCCAACUGCUCUAGGCCAACUUUUGAAUCUUACGACUCUCGCACUUUCUGAAAAUCAGUUUUCUGGUACCAUCCCUCCAUCAAUCUUCAAUCUCUCUUCUAUUACAGUUCUUGAUGUGGGAGGUAAUACAAUCCAAGGGAGUCUUCCGUGGGACUUGGGGAUAACUCUUCCGAAUCUCCAAAUCUUCUUCGUUUCCCGUAACAAUUUUACUGCAGGCUCCAUUCCUUCUUCAAUAUCCAAUGCCUCAAAUCUGGAACGACUUAUUUUUAAUGACAACAAAUUUACCGGAAACAUGCCUUCUUUCGAAAAGUUGCAUAGGCUUAAAUUUUUUAGCAUUACCUCCAACCACCUAGGAAGUGGGGGAGCUGAUGACUUGAGUUUUCUCUGCUCUUUAACCAAUGCCACUAGCUUAGAGCUGUUGGCCAUAAACGCCAACAAUUUUGGUGGACUCUUGCCUGAAUGCAUCAGUAACUUGUCAUCUACUCUUGGAACAUUGGAAGUAGGUGACAAUAAUAUAGUUGGAACGAUUCCGAGUGGGAUUGGGAAUCUCGUCAACUUAGAGAGACUCCAUAUGGGGAAUAACAGAUUUUCUGGUGAAAUUCCUGCUGAUAUUGGAAAGCUUCAGAGACUACAAUCAAUGCUUCUUAACAUAAACAACCUCUCUGGCAACAUCCCGCACUCUCUUGGAAAUCUGAGUUUGUUACUCAAACUAUCUUUAACGCAGAACAAUCUUCACGGAAGCAUACCUUCAAGUCUAGGAAACUGCAAAUCUUUGCUCUUCUUAAGUCUUUCUAAAAACAAUCUCAGUGGUAUCAUUCCUCCCCAGGUCUUUGGUCUCUCAUCCUUGUCGAUCGGUCUCUAUUUGUACAGUAACCGUUUCACCGGUCCCCUUCCCACGGAAGUUGGAAAUCUGAAAAAUGUAGGUGAAUUUGGUAUUUCAGAAAACAUGUUAACCGGUGAAAUUCCAAGCACUCUUGGAAGUUGUGUUAGCCUGGAGCUUCUAGACAUGCAUGGCAACUUCUUCCAGGGGGCCAUUCCAUCAAGUUUAGGUUCAUUGAGAGGAAUUCAAGAAUUAGAUCUUUCUCUAAAUAAUUUGUCAGGAAAAAUUCCAGACUUUUUAGUGGGUUUCAACUUGUUGGAUCUUUUGAAUCUAUCUUACAACAAUUUUGACGGUAUGGUGCCUUCAGACGGCAUUUUCAAGAACUCAAGCUCAAUCUCAGUUGUAGGAAACAGUAAGCUUUGCGGGGGAAUAUCAGAGAUACACUUGCCUAAAUGCAACUUUGGAAAGUCCAACAAGACAAAAUUGACCUUGACCAUGAAAUUAAUUAUCUCCAUAAUUUGCGGGCUUCUAGGAGUAAUUUUUGUGCUGUCUUUUUUAUUUGUUUGUUGGUUAAGAAGGAAAACAAAAGAACCCACUUCAAGUUUUUCAAGAAAUUUGCUUUUAAAUUUGUCUUACCAAAGUCUCCUAAAAGCCACCGAUGGGUUCUCCUCCACAAAUUUGCUUGGUGCGGGUAGUUUUGGAUCCGUGUAUAAAGGAAUCACUGACGAUGGUCGAAUGACAAUUGCUGUCAAGGUGCUCAACCUUCUGCGCCGUGGAGCUUCCAAGAGCUUUCUAGCUGAGUGUGAGGCCCUGAGAAACAUCAAGCAUCGGAAUCUUGUAAAGAUACUCACAGUUUGUUCAGGUGUUGAUUAUCAGGGCAAUGAUUUCAAGGCUCUAGUUUAUGAAUUCAUGGUCAAUGGUAGCCUUGCGGAUUGGUUGCAUCCAACUGCUACAGAGGAUGAGGCGCACCAGGAGCAGAGGAAUCUGAAUCUUUAUCAGAGAUUGAAUAUCGCCAUUGAUGUCGCGAGUGCAUUGGAAUAUCUCCACUAUCAUUGCCAAACACCAAUCCUGCACUGUGACCUCAAGCCGAGCAAUGUUCUUUUGGACGAUGAAAUGAUUGGACAUGUCGGAGACUUUGGGUUAGCGAGAUUCACUCCUGAAGCUGACCAUAACUCUUCAGCCAAUCAGUCGAGCUCUAUUGGCGUAAGAGGAACUAUUGGUUAUGCGGCUCCAGAGUAUGGUAUGGGAAAUGAGGUGUCCUCCUAUGGUGAUAUAUAUAGUUUUGGGAUCCUUCUAUUAGAAAUGUUUACUGGAAAAAGACCCACAGAUGACAUGUUCCAAGGCACUCUAAGUCUACAUUCCUUUGUCCAACAAGCUUUGCCAGAACGAGUGGUCGAGAUUGCGGAUCCAAUUCUUUUUCAAGGAAGAGAAGAAGAGACAGCCAUGAAUGAGAUAGCCAUGAACAGUACUAAUAAUAACAACAACACUAGAAGAAGCAAAAUCCAGGAGUGUUUGAUUUUGAUGUUUGGGAUUGGAGUUGCUUGUUCUAUUGAACAGCCAAGAGAACGGAUGAGCAUGAAAGAUGUUGUUACUGAGCUUCAUUUGGUCAAAAAGAAGCUUCUUAAAACUACAAGUAGACCCUAA